GAUCAAUGGAACAUCGGACUUCGCGCUCGCGCCGUCGUAGCCUGAUAUUGAUAUACAUAUAUCUCUUUCUUUGCUUCGGAUAUUUGUUCUUACAUCAAUAAAAAAUUAUUUAAUUUGGAAGUAUAUAUAGAUAUAUUAAAUUUAAUCAUUUUAAUUUUAUAUAUAAUAGUAAAUAUAUAUAAAUUUUAUAUCUUUAUUUUUUAUUUGUGUUCUAAUAUUUUUUUCUAAGUGUAAUAAAUUAUUAUAAUACAGUAUUGACUGGACAAACAAUUGUUCAAAAUCAGAUCAUAAUGAUUUCCCAACCAAUUGUGGUACCUGGAGGUGAACAUCGAUCACAAUCAGAAACUCAUUCUAUGUCUGUUGGAAAUACUUCUGAAUCUUUUAAAACUAUGACACCACCAAAUGUAAGCAGAUCAUUAAGUAAUCGUAUUAAUGACAGUGGAUAUGGUACAUUACCAAGUAAGCUAGAACCAGUGGAUCAACAACUUCGACGAAGCAGUGUUCAAGUUCAAUCUGCAACAUUACCUAAACUUCCAUCAACAGAGUCCCUAUCAACAAGUGUAAAUUUUGCAACUGCUGCACCUCCACUAUCUCCAGGAUUAUCUACAUCAAUGGGAGAAGCAAAUCAAAAAACAGAUAAUGUUUCUGAUAAAUCUUUUGAUUCUUGUAAGUUAACAAGGAAAGAAUCAUAUAAAGCUCAAAGAAAGAAUUAUCGAAUGGAAAAAAAGAGAUUUGCUGAUGAACUUCUAAGUUCUUUUAAAGAUCCAACUGUUAUUGUGAUGAGUGAUUGGCUCAAAGUUCGUGGUACAUUAAAAAGUUGGACAAAACUAUGGUGUAUUCUGAAGCCUGGUUUGCUACUGCUAUAUAAAAGUCCAAAAGCAAAAAGCAAUCAUUGGGUAGGAACGGUUUUACUUAAUACAUGUCAAGUGAUAGAACGGCCAAGUAAAAAAGAUGGAUUUUGUUUUAAAUUGUUUCAUCCUUUGGAACAAUCAAUAUGGGCUCCAAGAGGUCCAGAAAAAGAAGCUAUUGGUGCUGUUGUACAACCUUUGCCAACAUCUUACUUAAUAUUUAGAGCACCUUCUCAGGCAGCUGGUAAAUGUUGGUUGGAUGCACUUGAAUUAUCUUUACGUUGUUCUUCUUUAAUAGUACGCUCAACAAGUGCAUUGCCACGUACUUUACCACAUGAUACUACAACAACUCAUGAAACUCAAUGGAGUGAAGCAGAUUAUGAAAAACAUUUUGAUGAACAUGAUUUGGACGAUAUUAGCCAACCGGAAAAUGGAGUAACAGCUGAUGCAGAAAUUAGCGCUUCGGAUAGUGAAUCUGAAGGAUCCGCCAAGGAAGAUCAACAAGAAGCAAUUAAUGAAACUCCAUAUGCUGCAAAUGAACAAGAAGUUCUUGGAGCGGCUGGAGAAGUAGUUACAGAAUUACAAGAAGAACAAAAAUCUUUAAUAUGGUUCUUAAUGAAACAAGUUCGACCAGGCAUGGAUUUAUCAAAAGUUGUCUUACCGACUUUUAUUUUAGAACCUCGUUCGUUUUUAGAAAAGUUGGCUGAUUCUUAUUAUCAUGCAGAUUUAUUGUCUCAAGCAGUAGUAGAAGAUGAUGCAUUUACACGUAUGAAAGGUGUUGUUAAAUGGUAUUUAUCUGGAUUUUAUAAAAAACCUCAAGGUUUAAAGAAACCUUAUAAUCCACUUUUGGGUGAAACUUUUCGCUGCUAUUGGCAGCAUCCUAAUGGUUCAAGAACUUUCUAUAUAGCUGAACAGCUUUCUCAUCAUCCACCUAUAUCAGGAUUUUAUGUUACUAAUCGACAAGAUGGAUUUACUAUUAGUGCUACAAUUAUUGCAAAAUCUAAAUUUUACGGAAAUUCAACAUCAGCAGUCUUAGAUGGUGUUGCCAUAUUAACAAUGUUACCUAGGGGAGAAGAUUAUACAAUGACAAUACCUUAUGCUCAUUGCAAAGGAAUUCUUAUGGGUACAUUAUCAAUGGAAUUAGGUGGAAAAAUUCAUAUAAAUUGCGAAAAAACAGGUUAUCAUACUGAAUUGGAAUUUAAACUUAAGCCAUUUCUUGGGGGUGCAGAACAAAUGAAUCAAGUUACAGGAGGAAUACGUUUAGGCAAAGAAACUCUUGCUACUAUAUCAGGCUAUUGGGAUGGUCAAAUAUUAAUUACUGAUAAAAGAACAGGACAAGAAAAUGUAUUCUUUAAUCCCACUCCAGAAGUACGUAAAAGAAGAUUAAAAAAAUAUACCGUACCUUUGGAACAUCAAGGUCUGUGGGAAAGUGAGAAAUUAUGGUAUGAUGUUACGCAAGCAAUCAAUCGAGACGAUCAAAUUGCUGCCACUGAAGCAAAAACUCAAUUAGAAGAAGCUCAAAGAGAGCGUGCUAAAGAACGAAAACUUAAAGGACAGGAAUGGGUUCCUAAACACUUUGUUCAGGAUAUUAUAACUGGUAAUUGGGUUUAUCGACAUGCAGAUGUUCGACCAUGGGAUCCUAGAAAUGAUGUUGUACAAUAUGAACAAGAUUAUAUAGUACGUACAAAAACUAGACACAAAACACCGAUUAUGCGUACUGGCAGUAUCGUUUCUACUGAACCACAAACACAGGUUCCACUUCUUCAAGCUGAAUCACGUUCAUCACUUUCUGUAUUAAAAUCUUCUAAAAGACAAUUAUCUAAUAAUUUAGCAGAAACUGCUCAUGAUUCUGGAAGUUCCUCUGCAGAGGUACAUUCAGAUUCUAGUCAAUCAAUAGGUAAAAGGAAACGCUCUGCUGCAAGAUAUUGUAUUUUCAGGAUUAUAGAUGUUAUUAAAGAAUUAGAACGACAAAUGUUAGAAUAUGGUGAUAAAUUAAAUCGUAUACAACAUAUAUUAGAACAACUUGCUAUAAGACAAAGAGAACAGGGUGAUCAAUAUCAUAGUAUAAAUAUGUUGAAAAGCUUCAUAGAUACGAUUCUUGUUAUUGUAAUAGUUUUUUCUGUACAAUACUUUGUAAAAAUAUGGACCGACGAAUCUAGUGGAGGUUGAAAAUACGCUAAUAAGAUCGUAGUAUAAAUUGUAUAUAUUAUUUAUCUUAUCUGAAUUCGAAUUAUCAGCUUCUGUGUAAAAAAAAAUCUUGAAAUAAGAUUUUGAAAUUUAAAAUAGUUAAUUCAAAUGUAUUUUUGGUGGAAGCAAAAAACACGUUGUUUUUUAUUAGUGCAUUAAAAAAUAGAGUAAAAAAGUUACAGAUAUAAAGAUAUAUAUUCAGAUAAUCGCAGUGCAAUGUUAUUUAGCUUUUGUUAUUUUAAUUACUGAUGAUACAUUCAUUAUAUAAAUCUAGCCUUUUCUAGUAAUUACUUAUAUAAUAAUGUAAUAUUUUUAGUCUUUGUUAAUUGUUCUUCACAACAAUUAACCAUGAUAAAAGGAUUGAAUUUUUUUGAGCUUAUGUAUAUAAUAUUUUAUGUGCUAAUGCACAAGAAAAUAAUUAUAUAUUUAUUCAGAAAUUCUAAUAAUGUUGUAGUAUUUAUUGCAGGCGCUCAAUAGUAAAGUGUAUUUAUGAUAAUAAUAAGAUUACUAUAAAAAUAUAGUAAUGUAACAUAUAUUACUAUGAAUUUGAUUAUCUUGGAAUUAUCGCGAUAUAAAACAAAAGAAGCUAAUUGCAGUUUCAAGAGAAAUAUAAAUUCAAUUUUAUAGUGGCUAUCAAGAAAUUGUAUCUUGAAAAUAUUAAAUAGUCAUCAGUUUUUUUUAUUAUUAUUAUUAACAAAAAUAAAUUCCUUAUAAAAUAAAAAUCAAAUUUUAAUAAUUCGCGUAUAUAAUAAGAAUAUGUCCAAAAUAUUAAUAUAUAAUUUAAACCGUAAAUUUAUUUUGUAUUAUUUGCAUCUUUAUAUUGAUAAAUAUAUUAUGAUGCAUUUGUAUAGAAAUUGUUUUUAUAUUUGGAGUAAUUUUCAUUAAUAAUAGUUUAAUAAUUUAAAUUUCUAAAUAUAUUUACAAAUAUACUCAUAAUAAUACAAUUUUAUAAAUAUAUUUAUAAAAUUGUAUUUUAUAAUUUAUUAUUAAUAUUUUUUGAGAUAUAUUUCAAAAUUUAUUUUGAAAAUUAAUUAAAUAUAAUAAUAAAAAUAUAUGUUGAAUAUUGUAUGUUAGUAAUUAUAUUAUUAAAAUAACAAUUUAUAAUGGAUAAUUUUCAAAGUUAACUAUAUCAUAUCAAACUAAAUAUAUUUUUAUAUAUAUUUGUUUUAUAUAUUGAUAAUAUAUAAAACAAAUGUAUCAUUAAUUCUGUAUCAAUUCUAUAUAAAUUUUAAAUUGACUUUUUAUAUUAGUAUAUCAAGAUAAAACAUUCAUUAAACAUUCAAGUAAGAAUUAAUUUUUUUUUCUUCUAAAAAAAAAAAUUAGUAUCCAAAUAGUCCUCUUAUUUUGAUUGAUAUCAUAUAUUAUAUUUUAAUAAAAGAAAUAAUAGAAAAAUGUUUUUAUAAAUAAUGAAGCAUUUAUUAUUAGUGUAAAAUUAUUCUUUUUAUAAAUACUAAUAUAAUCUAUAUAUUAUAUAAAAUUUUAAAUCAUCCUAUAAUUAUUUUUGUUCUUCUAAUAUUUUUAAUAAUAUAAACUAUAUAUUUUUUUUACUGAUGACAUAUAUUUGAUACAAUUUAUUAAAGCUUAAUUUUAUUAGAUAUGUUUUUUUUUUUUAAUGAAUGAAACAUUCCCUAAUUAUAUCUUUAUCUACUUCUAUCUGUAUAAAAAUUUUUAUAUAAAAAUUAUAAAGUAUACAUUUACAAUUUUUUAAAAUACUGCAAUUAGCUAAAUUUAUUUUUUUAUUUACAUAAAUUCAUAAAUAAAUUAUUGAAUUUCCUAAUUUAAAUUUAUUUAUUGGAUAUUUAAAAAAAAUUGAUGUUUAAGUAUAGUUUUAUCUAUCUAAUUUAUUUUGCACAAAAAUUCAAACUUAUUUCCUGUUUAUACUAUUUCUAUUAUUUAAUUUUACUCUAUUAUUUACUCUAUUAUUAUUAUAAAUUCAUUGUUAAAAUUAAGUGUUUUUUGACAUCUCUGGAUAAAAAUUUAAUAUCAAAAAAAAAAUUUUAUUAGAUUAUAUUAAUAUUAAUUAUUUUUUAAUAUUUAUCAUAUUGUAAAAUAUUUUCCAUAGAGUACCUGAUAUUUUUAUAUUACAACAUAUUUAUAUUUAAGUUAAAAAAAUUAUAAAUAUUGAAAUAUUUGAAUUCUUUAUGAUAAUUUGAUGUUUUAAAUAUUAAAAUUAUAAAAAUACAAAAACUGAAAUAAUGAAAAAAUGAUUAUCUUAAUAUCUAAUAUUCUUAUAUUAUAAAUUCAAACAUAUGAUCUUUAUAUAUAUAUUAUAUAUUAUCUUUAUAUUUUAUAUAUAUAUAUAUAUAUAUAUAUAUAAACUAUCAUAUACAAAUAAUUAUUAAAAAAUAUAUAUUCCACUUCAGGUUUUAAUAUAUGUAUGCAUAUAUGUCUUUUUGAAUAAUUGCAUUAUUUUGAUUUAAUUGUUUAUAUUAAUGGAAUCACUGGAAUUGUGUAGGUAAUAUAUAAUAUAAUAAUAAAUAAAGAAUAUACUUAAAAAUAAAACAUGUGAAAUUUGCAUUUUUAAAAUAAUUUAUUUAAUAUUCAUGAUUUCAAAUUAUAAAAGCACUGCAUGAAGACGUUUGUUUUUUAUUAUAACCUGUUUUAAGAAAAUGUAACUAAUAAAAUUGAUUUUUACUAUUUAUAAAUUUUAAAA
Apis cerana (Asiatic honeybee) is the source of this 5688-nucleotide messenger RNA. RefSeq names its product Oxysterol-binding protein-related protein 8 (gene Orp8). The record is from RefSeq and is a predicted model, not a curated record. Gene Ontology annotation, molecular function: cholesterol binding. Lineage: Eukaryota; Metazoa; Arthropoda; Insecta; Hymenoptera; Apidae. Gene Ontology annotation, cellular component: cortical endoplasmic reticulum; cytosol; membrane.